Seminavis robusta is the source of this 312-nucleotide messenger RNA. The record is from the annotation of a GenBank genome assembly. Lineage: Eukaryota; Bacillariophyta; Bacillariophyceae; Naviculales; Naviculaceae.
AUGGUGCGAGUUUGGUACACCCCCCCUCCUUUCGGUCCUGGUACGGACCUUCACACAACCGCCUAUGGGUGCAAGGAAGGCGUCAGCCCGAACUGGGUUGUUCGUCUGAGCAAGAUGCCCAAGCCGAUUGGGAUUGGUGUGCCCGUCCUUAUCUCGUGCCUGAUCUGCUACAUUCCCUUCGCCAACCAGAAGCUUCCCUUUACUUUUGAUCCUGAGUACUUGGCGGCUCGUAGGGCCUACAUGAGGUACCACAACAUGAAUCCAAUCUUUGGAAUCUCGAGCAAGCAAUCUCGUGCCACGGAUCCCGAGUAA